This is a messenger RNA of Melampsora larici-populina 98AG31, 661 nucleotides long. RefSeq lists its product as uncharacterized. The coding region runs from base 71 to 376 and encodes 101 amino acids. The record is from RefSeq and is a predicted model, not a curated record. NCBI's taxonomy places the organism in Eukaryota, Fungi, Basidiomycota, Pucciniomycetes, Pucciniales, Melampsoraceae. The transcript has 3 exons.
CAUCCAACCAUCAUUAUUUAAAUCUCAUCAAAAAGCUUGAGUACCAAUUUCCUCGAAUCAGUUUAACAAAAUGAAAAACUCCUUCAGUCUUUCAAUUAUUAUAAACUUCAUCUUACUCAUCACCUUAUUCAACACUCUUAACAGAGCACAAGAAUUCGUUGUGAAAUGUUGUGAUAAAGUGAGCAUUUGCUCAGAGAUUAAUGAAGAUGUUGAUUGUGGAAAAGAUUCGGAUGGGUGCCCUAUUCCCUACACCUGUCCAAAUGGAAUACACACAGUUCCUGUGUGUCCAAAUGGUGGGCGUGUCAAUUACACUUGCAGUGAUGAUGGGUUCACUAGACCUGCGUGUGAACUUCCUGACGCUGACGCUGAUCAAUAGGGAGGAAAUCGAUUAGUCCCCAAUCAAGCAUUGCAUUCUUGUACUGGCAUCAUCUCUUUCUUUCAGACAGAUAUUGUACACCAUGAGCUCUUUCUUUUCUUUGAGUCGAUGUUUCUUUGAUGUUUUAUCAUCCAAUUCAUGUUUUCUUCGAAUAAAAUGUUCCGUUUCGGUUUUUAAAGGCUUUCUUUUGAAUGAUCUUGAACUGGUGUCUCUAAAUUUCAACAUUUGAUCAAAUUGAAAUCUGUAGUCUUUCAUUUCAAGAUGAAACAACACAAACACGCAUAC